Molecule: messenger RNA, 836 nt
Organism: Corapipo altera (White-ruffed manakin)
Lineage: Eukaryota; Metazoa; Chordata; Aves; Passeriformes; Pipridae
Gene: ASPDH
Product: aspartate dehydrogenase domain containing
Exons: 6
Biological process (GO): NAD+ biosynthetic process
Molecular function (GO): L-aspartate dehydrogenase [NAD(P)+] activity; NADP binding
Source: RefSeq, a predicted model, not a curated record
GCGGGGGGGGGCAAAGGGCGCGCGGGGAGAGCGGGGCCAUGGAGGCUCCGCGGAGUCGCCGCGUUGGGAUCCUGGGCUACGGCCAGUUGGGGCAGUUCCUGGCCCAGCAGCUCUUGGCCCGGGGGCCCCCCCUGGGCCUGACCUUGGCCUGGGUCUGGGCCCGGGAUGGGGCAAGUUUGGGGGGGCUGCCCCCUGCCCUGCGCCUCCCCGACCUGGGGCUCCUGCCCAGCACGGGGGUGGACCUGGUGGUGGAGGUGGCCCACCCGUGUGUGGCCCAGGAACACGGCGAGGACAUCCUGGGACAUGCGGAUUUCAUGCUGGGGUCCCCCACGGCUCUGGCGGACCCGGAGACUGAGCGGCGGCUGCGGGAGGCUGCAACACGGGGGGGCCACACCCUGUAUGUCCCCAGGGGAGCCCUGUGGGGCUGCGGGGACAUUGCCAGGAUGGACCAGGAGGGGACACUGGCUGCCCUGAAGGUGACAAUGACCAAGUCCCCGCAGAGUUUCCGGGCGCAGGGGUGGCUCCAGGAGCGGGUGGCGGCUGCGGUGGCCUCAGGGACGAGGACGGUCCUGUACGAGGGUCCCCUGCGGCCCCUCUGUCCCCUCGCCCCCAACAAUGUCAACACGAUGGCAGCGGCGGCCGUGGCGGCACCAGGGCUGGGCUUCGACGGUGUCACCGCCUGCCUGGUGGCCGACCCCAGGUGUGUCACCUCCCCCCUGUCACCUCCCUCUGUGACCUCCCAUGGUGACAUCCUAGUGCCACCCCCAAGUGUCCUUGUUGUCCCCUCAGUGUCCCCCCCAGUGCCACCCUCUCCCUGUCCCCUCCUUGUCCCCUGC